Cylicocyclus nassatus is the source of this 3018-nucleotide messenger RNA. The record is from the annotation of a GenBank genome assembly. Lineage: Eukaryota; Metazoa; Nematoda; Chromadorea; Rhabditida; Strongylidae.
AGGACAAAGGACGCCUUGAAGAAGAAGAAGGGGAAGAAGCAGGACGGGGACAGGGACAGGAGUUCGCCGCGAGGGGGACGAAGCCGGGGCGCGAGGCAAGUGCAAGGGGCGGGCGAGCCGGGGGCUCUCGCUCCCAGUCGAAAAUCUUCUCGACGGAGGUGGAGGCCAGCCAGGCGCUCUCUCUCUCUCGUUCCCGAGCAGUCGCUUUGGCACAUGGAUCCUAACGAAGAUGCGGAUGCUCGCGCCAAGGUGCGCCAGAUCAUCGCCCAGGCGCCGAAUACUCGUCCACCCGAAUUCGUGAACCCGCUGGAGAAGAUCGAACAGCUUCUCACCUGUCCGAUCUGUCUCGAUCGUUACAAGCAGCCAAAGCUUUUACCCUGCCAACAUACAUUCUGCUACCCAUGUCUCGAGUCGUGCGCGGAUUCCUUACAUCGAACGCUUAAAUGUCCAGAAUGUCGUGCUGAACACAGCAUACCCUACGAUGGAGUCAAAGCAUUCCAGACCAACUAUACUCUGACGGGAUUCCUCGAGAUCCACUUGCAAGCCACACCCGAUUCUGCGGCGGAAAUCGAAGAGUACAUUCACAGAUACAAUCUCGAGCGUUGUAAAAUCUGCGACGAGAAAGCAGACUGUGAAGUCUGCGCACACUGUGAUCGUAAAGCAUGCAAGGAUUGUCGUCAAACGCACAUGGAUAUGCUCAAACGAGAUCUAGCCAGACUUUUGAAUCAGGUACGUAGGCUUUCGAACAGAAUCAUCGAAGCGUCAGAUGGUCUUUCCAAAGGACUUGAACUUCUCACAUUGAAUUGCGAGACCACCAAGGAUGAGGUCAAGGAGUACUUUCACAGACAUCAGCGUGAUUUGAAAAAACGAGAAGAUGCAUUCUUGAACGAGAUCGAUUCUUUCCAUGCUACAGAAAGUAGACUAAUGAGCAAUUUACGCGAUGUUCUUGAGAUCGAAUCGUCAAACAUGAGUGAGGCAGUGGCUAGGCUUGACGCAGCUUUGAAGGGAGAAUGUACUCUUGAUGACACUGAGCUCGUUCGCCUGAAAAAUACUUUCUCCGAAGGCUUGGAGUACCUAAGAAAUUUCCAGCCUGAUGCAGACGAGCUAUUUAAUCGCAAAGUUAGAUUCUCAGCUGGAGACGAUGCUGCUAGACUGCCCCAAUCUAUUGCCACCUGUGGAGAACUGUGUGUGCUCAUGCCUCAGUUUGCCGGAAGAUAUCUACCAUUGGAACAGUCAUAUCUGCCACGUCCUUUCCGUCUACCUCUAGAAAGCGAUCAACAUCGUUCUCGUCACGAGGACGCAAGGGCUAACGACAGAGAUCGGCCGUCAUCUAGAGUCACUGCACGUGAUCUCGACGAAGGCUCAAUCAGAUAUCGUCGCCGUCAACAACUAGAAGAAGAAGCUUGGAAUCGUCUUCGCGGACCAUCUGACAGAAACGGAGCAUCAUCGUCCGAACCUGAGCGAUCCCAAGUUGGAAGAAGCCCUUGGUCCAAACCUCCAGAAGCUUCAUCGCUAAAUGCGACCCCUGCUCCAGAAUCUACGCAAGAGCAGCAAGCGGCUCCUGUUCGUGUAGAAGAACGUAAACCACCUUCCAAGCCUGUUCCGUUGAAUCUUCCUCGACCGGAGCGUGCAGCAUCGCUGUCGUCGCCUAGGCCAGAUAGUAGUCCAGUUCCGAAGUCACCAAUAACGCCACCAAGUCCUUCUCCGCUCAUAAAGAAUGCAGAGGCGCCUAAAGAAGAACCAGAAGAGAAUCGAAUCACGAGGAAACCGCCAUUACCAAGACAGGCAUCGAGCAACGACGAAUCGCUGAACGAAAAAGUAGAUGUAAUUAGGAGGCAGCACGCCGAACGCCAAGCUGCUUCACGAGCCGCUUCGAGCGACGAAUCCGAAGGCGAGGAGACUUCUCGUCCUCGUCCGCGCAUCAGAAUCGUCUGCCGUGCGGCGAGCAUCACCCGGGAGGAGGACCCAACCCCUGCGUCUCCGCAGAACGCCGCCGCGGUGCCGAUUCCCGUCACGCAUUUCGCAGAUAGUUCGACGAGCACCGAGGAGGAGCGCCGCAUCCGCCGCCGUAGCGCGUCCCGAGAGGCGAAUGAGUGGCGCGCACGCGGUUGUCCGCGCACCAUCUUCGGCCGCAAAGGGGCCAAGGAAGGUGAACUGAACUGGCCACGAGGGGUUUGUGCCAUUGGAGGUGGUGCCGUUGCGGUGUGUGACUCGAGUAACCAUCGUGUGUGCGUGUUUGAUCGCGAAGGCAAGUUUUUGCGCCAGUUCGGCGGCUACGGUACCGGCCGUGGUCAACUCGAUUCGGCGGCCGGCAUUGCGAUGUUCAAGCAGAAGCUGGUCGUAUCCGAUAGAUACAACCACCGCGUUUGUAUCUUUGACCUGGACGGCAACUAUUUGAGCUCCUUCGGUGGUCAUGGCCAAUCUAAUGGAAAGUUCAACAACCCGUGGGGAGUUGCUGUUGAUGAGCUAGGCACUAUAUAUGUGGCUGACAAGGAUAAUCAUCGGGUGCAAAUGUUUGAUAAAAAUGGCUUGUUUGUGGGAAAGUUUGGAACUAGCGGCCAUGGACCAGGACAACUUCAGAAUCCUUUGUUUAUUGCUGUUAACAGAUUCAAUCAUCAGGUUUAUGUGUCUGAUUCUGCAAAUCAUCGAAUUUCUGUAUUUGAUGUACAAGGAACAUAUUUGUUCUCAUUUGGAAGUGAAGGCUUUCAUGGUGGACAAUUCAAAUUCCCUCGUGGGGUCGCUAUAGAUUCACAGGGAAAUGUUCUUGUGGCAGACUCAGGCAACAAUCGAAUCCAGGUAUUCACGUCCGACGGCGAAUUUAUAUGCACAUUUGGCACGUGGGGUGGAGGUGCUGGCCAGCUAAAAGGAGUCGAAGCUCUAUGCGUUUCCGACGGUGGUGUGGUCGCAAGCGAUCGCGAGAAUCAUCGCAUUCAGAUUUUCUGAUUGUUAUGUUAAUACAAAACGUGUACUUCCCCCUGUGUGCAUUUUGGAGCUUUAAUAAUGAAUGUUUCUUUGACA